This is a messenger RNA of Haliotis rubra (blacklip abalone), 1409 nucleotides long. RefSeq names its product actin, cytoplasmic-like. Lineage: Eukaryota; Metazoa; Mollusca; Gastropoda; Lepetellida; Haliotidae. The record is from RefSeq and is a predicted model, not a curated record.
CAGUCAUUCAGUCCUCAGCCGGCGAGCAAAAAGGAACGAUACAAGCUCCUACACUAUCCUAUCAAAAUGUGUGACGAAGAUGUUGCUGCGUUGGUUAUUGACAACGGCUCCGGCAUGUGUAAAGCCGGGUUCGCCGGUGAUGAUGCCCCAAGAGCUGUUUUUCCCUCCAUCGUGGGUCGUCCCCGUCAUCAGGGUGUGAUGGUCGGUAUGGGACAGAAAGACAGCUACGUCGGUGACGAGGCUCAGUCCAAGAGAGGUAUCCUCACCCUCAAGUACCCCAUCGAGCACGGAAUCGUCACCAACUGGGACGACAUGGAAAAGAUCUGGCAUCACACCUUCUACAACGAACUCCGUGUGGCACCAGAGGAACCCGUUCUCCUGACAGAGGCUCCCCUCAAUCCAAAAGCCAACCGUGAAAAGAUGACCCAGAUCAUGUUCGAGACUUUCAACUCUCCAGCUAUGUAUGUGGCCAUCCAGGCUGUUCUGUCUCUGUACGCUUCUGGUCGUACGACAGGUAUUGUGUUGGACUCUGGUGAUGGUGUCACUCACACUGUUCCCAUCUAUGAAGGCUACGCCCUUCCCCACGCCAUAAUGAGACUGGACCUUGCUGGCCGUGAUCUCACUGAUUACCUGAUGAAGAUCCUGACUGAGCGUGGUUACUCCUUCACAACCACCGCUGAGAGAGAAAUCGUCAGGGACAUCAAAGAAAAGUUAGCUUACAUUGCUUUAGACUUUGAGCAGGAAAUGCAGACUGCUGCCUCUUCCUCUUCAUUAGAGAAGAGCUACGAGCUUCCCGAUGGUCAGGUCAUCACUAUUGGCAACGAGAGGUUCCGUUGUCCAGAGGCCCUCUUCCAGCCAUCCUUCUUGGGUAUGGAAUCAGCCGGUAUCCACGAAACAACAUACAACUCCAUCAUGAAGUGUGAUGUUGAUAUCCGUAAGGACUUGUAUGCAAACACUGUACUCUCAGGAGGAAGCACCAUGUUUCCAGGGGUCGCCGACAGAAUGCAGAAGGAGAUCACAGCCCUUGCUCCACCAACAAUGAAGAUCAAGGUCAUCGCUCCUCCAGAGAGAAAAUACUCCGUCUGGAUCGGUGGCUCCAUCCUUGCCUCUCUGUCCACCUUCCAGCAGAUGUGGAUUAGCAAACAGGAGUACGAUGAGUCCGGCCCAUCCAUUGUACACAGGAAGUGUUUUUAGUGACUGACAGUGUAUACAAUUUAAGCCGACACUUUUAAUCAUUGAGAAGGCUACUAUUUGUCAUUGUUCUCCUCAUCGUUUGAACUGUUUAAAUGACAAAAUACUUCUCACCAGGGCUGCUGAUAAUGGCUUGAAUCUUUGUGUAUUGGUCGCACAUUGUCUUUCUCUUUGGGCAUUGAUACUUUUCGUUGUGAAUUAAAUGUUUUUUUACUCUC